AUGGCAUUUAAGGGCACAACAACUCAUACAAGUGAACAAACUCAAACUAUUUUAGAAUCAUUAGGUGGUAAUAUUAUGUGUGCUAGCAGUCGAGAAGCUAUUAUGUAUCAAUCAGCUAUAUUUAGUCAGGAUUUGCCAAAGAUUAUAUCAUUUUUUGCCGACGUGAUUCGCAAUCCACUUAUUGAUCCAGAAGAAGUUGCUGAACAACGACAAACAGCACUCUAUGAAAUCCAAGAAAUUUGGCAAAAGCCUGAAAUGAUUAUGCCAGAAUUGCUCCAUAUUGUUGCUUAUAAGAAUAAUACACUGGGAAAUCCAAUGUUAUGUCCGGAAGAAAGAUUAAGCAUAAUUACACCGGAACUUAUAAAAGAUUAUAUGUUAACAUGGUAUCGUCCUGAACGAAUUGUGGUGGCUGCUGCAGGAGCUAAACACGAAGAAGUAGUUGAAUUAGUUAACAAACAUUUUGGUGAUAUACCAAAAUCACCAGAUUUUAAUUCUCAUUUUUUAUUGCCACACUCAGUCACUUCAUCAAAUUAUAAACAAUCAAAAUCAUCAUUAUAUAAAACAAUAACUACAGCUGCAUCAUCAAUCCUUCACCCAAAACAACCAACAACAUCUAACAUUGCGACACAAAAAUCACAUUAUACAGGUGGUACGCUCUUGCUCGACAAAUCACAACCUCACACUCAUCUUUAUAUAUCGUUUGAAGGACUUUCAAUUUAUGAUCCUGAUAUAUAUGCACUUGCUAUACUUCAAAUGUUACUUGGAGGAGGAGGUUCAUUUUCAGCUGGUGGACCAGGAAAAGGGAUGUAUACGCGCUUGUUCACUAAUGUUCUAAAUCAAUAUUCAUGGGUGGAGUCUUGUAUGUGUUUCAAUCAUUGUUAUACGGAUUCAGGACUUUUUGGUAUUAUGGCAUCAUGUCGUCCUGAAUAUAAUCGCGCGUUAGUAGAUGUUAUUGCAAAGCAAUUCGAAUCUGUGACAAGUUAUGGACGUGAAGGAGUAACUCAAGUGGAACUGGCGCGUGCAAAGAAUCAAUUAAAAAGUAGUAUAUUAAUGAAUUUAGAAUCUAGAAUGGUUCAAUUAGAGGAUCUAGGUAGACAGGUUCAAGUCCAUGGUUUCAAAAUCCCGGUGGAGGUGAUGUGUAAAAAGAUCGAUGAUGUUACAUUGGAUGAUCUUGUGAGGGUUGCAAGGAAAAUUAUCAGAGGGCAUGUAGUUAACGAAGGGAAAGGUACUGGACAAGUAACGGUAGUUGCGCAAGGAGAUUUAAAUGGAUUACCAGAUGUAGCUAAAAUUUGUGAAGGAUAUGGUCUAGGUAAACAUGGUGACAAGGAUAAUUUAAAAACAGUUUCAUAUACAGUACUUGAUUUAUUACCUAAAAUUUCUUCGUUAGUUGAUACGUGUGAUUAUCAAUUAGCCUUACAAUUUGCUAAAAGAGCUUUGAAUAUGGAAAGUGAUAACAUUAAAGUUUUAGAAAUUUUGGGAAUGGUAGAAAUAGAGUUAGGAAUGUUCGAUGAAGCUAAAGAGCAUUUUUUGAAAGCCAUUUCAAUAAAUCCAAAUCAGGGAUAUUCAAAAUAUAUGUACAUGGGUCAAUUAUGUGAAGGUUUAGAAGCAAUUCAAAAUUUUCAAUGUGGUGUUAAUUUAAUGAUUGACGAACAUAAAUCAAUUAUUUCCAAUAAGUCUUCAUCACCAACAACAAUAUCAUUACAAGAUUCACAAGAAUCUUUAAAUCGUAAAAUUUCUACAGCAUUAUGUUCAAUGAUUGAAAUUUAUUUAACUGAUUGUUGUUUUGAAUCAGACGCAGAAUUAAAAUGUGAUGAAUAUUUAAAUAAAGCUUUGGAAAUCGAUUCAAUGAAUCCUGAAGUCUAUCAAUUAUUAGCUUCAGUUAGACUUUCUCAACAAAAGAACGAAGAAGCAAAAAUUGCGUUAGAAAAAAGUUUAAAUUUAUGGAUUAAUUUAGAACCAGGAGAUCCGUUAAUACCCUCUUACGAUAUUCGAAUAUCUCUAGUAAAAUUACUUCUUGAACUUUCCCAAUAUAACAAAGCACUUGCUGUUCUUGAAAUCUUGCAAAAGGAAGAUGAUCAAAUAGUCGAUAUAUGGUAUCUUUAUGGAUGGUGUUAUUAUUGUAUGGGUCAAGACUCGUUGCAAAAUAAGGAAGAUUAUUUAGCUCAUUGGGAAGACGCUCGUGAUUGUUUGAUUACUUGUGAAAAGUUAUAUCGUAAGACUGAAUCGGAUGAUGAAGGUAUCUUACAACAUACACAAGAAAUUUUACAAACCAUCAACUGCCACGUAAAGCCGGUAUCCAC
Messenger RNA from Scutellospora calospora, 2300 nucleotides. Lineage: Eukaryota; Fungi; Glomeromycota; Glomeromycetes; Diversisporales; Gigasporaceae. The record is from the annotation of a GenBank genome assembly.